AUUGUUGAGUUUGUGUUUGUUAUUAGUGCUCCAAAAUUGUUGUUUGUUGAUUUUAGUGAAAGAUAUAAGAGUUUUUUGUUCGUUAAUUAGUGACCGUUUGAUGUGAUUUAGUGCCAUAUUUCGAAGCCAGGUGUCCCCAAAUCCGGAAAUCCCGACCACAUUUCAAGAGAAUGUAUUCAGCGUAACAAUAACGCACUUUCCAUUAAAAAAAAACCCUUACACCUGGUGUUUCUUCAUCCCGAAAAACUCCAUAUUGGCGACCAUUCUCAUUGAUAUUUUAGCAGCCUUCUGAACUUGAACUUUCGUCAAUUGUAAUUCUCGAAACUAUUUUUAACACCAAGUGAAAGUAUGAGUGAAUCCACCCAAACUGAGGUUCUCGAUAACAACAACGCAACACCAAGUGACAAUCCUAAUAACAAUGUAGAAGUGAAUCAAAAUACAAAUGUGCCUAAAGACGAAACAUCGGACAUUUCACCAUCGAGUGGUGUCAGUAGUGCCUCAUCUAAAUCAGUGGCGUCCAGACAAUCAGGGAUCAGACCACCAUCACGUAUAGGAAGACCUUGUGGAGGAAUUCAGAAACCUGCUAUACCACCUACACCCACGAAAAAUAGUUCAGAUGAUUCCUUGCGAAGACUCACCGAUGACUUUGGAAGGCACAGGUUGACAGAUCUGGUAGAAGCAGAUGAAAGCGAGGAGGACGGUUUGGAGUAUUUUAAAUCGUCAGCACGUCGUAAUAGAUACACCUCUAUCGCUAGUACCGCUUCAUCUAUGGACGGUCUGUGGGAUUUGCAUCCGCGUCGCUUAAGCGAAGCCGGACUCAGCCGUCACUCAGAUUCAAGCGCCGUCUUGACGGAAGACACCGAUAGUUUCAUAAUCGGCCAAAGAGUAUGGGUGGGAGGUACCAAACCCGGUACCAUCGCGUACAUCGGGGAAACACAGUUCGCCCCGGGCGAAUGGGCAGGAAUAGCUCUAGACGAAGCCAUCGGGAAAAACGACGGCUCGGUUGGUGGUAUACGGUAUUUCCAGUGCGAAUCGAAAAAAGGAGUUUUUUCGAGGUUAACUCGUUUGACACGAGUACCUUUGGAACAACCAGGAAUGGGUUCCAAUGAGACGUUCACAACCAACAAUGGCGUACGCAGAAGUCCUAUUUCGCCCACCGGCAGUACCAAAAGUCUACUCAAAUCACCUACUCUAAGUAACUCGAACACGAGUUUAGCCAGUGCUGCACACAUCGAUUUCAAAAUCGGCGAUCGCGUCAUCAUCAAGAGUACCCAAGGCUCUAAAAUCGGUACCGUCCGCUACAUGGGCUUGACCGAUUUCGCCCCAGGAGAAUGGGUCGGCGUAGAAUUGGACGACCCCAGAGGAAAGAACGACGGUUCGGUGGAAGGAAAAAGGUACUUCGAGUGCCGCCCGAACUUCGGUCUUUUCGCGCCUAUUUCCAAAGUGAGCAAGUCGCCUUCGAAGUACAAGCCUUCGGCUUGCGUGGUGCAUUCGGGCCCCGGGCUGCCGCCUUCCGGCUUGAAGAGAACCAACUCCAAGGAGUCGAUGACGUCCUUGGCUUCGAAAACCAGCGCCGCAUCAAGCGUGCGGAGGGUAAGGCUUGGGGUCACUUCUCUGUCACCAAAGAAGGUGUCGCCAAAAACAACAACGCCUCUACCAACGAGGACAGCUCUCCAGGUAACUUACUAAUGAUGUUCAUGGAACAGUAAAACCGUUGGCUUUCGCUUCGUUUUUUUUUUUCUUUAUUAUUAACUGGAUUAAGUGCUGCGUAGUUGUAGUUGUUGAAUGGUUAUAGUUUAUACGUAACGCCUUUAUAUUGUUACUUUGUAGUACGUGUUAUUUAGGCUGUAGGUAAUUGUCUCUUAAUAAAUUUUACUGACCCGUUGUCAAA
This is a messenger RNA of Zophobas morio, 1891 nucleotides long. Its product is annotated as restin homolog. Gene Ontology annotation, cellular component: nucleus; microtubule plus-end; cell cortex. Bases 349 to 1689 code for a protein of 446 amino acids. NCBI's taxonomy places the organism in Eukaryota, Metazoa, Arthropoda, Insecta, Coleoptera, Tenebrionidae. Gene Ontology annotation, biological process: cytoplasmic microtubule organization. Gene Ontology annotation, molecular function: microtubule plus-end binding. The transcript is spliced from 10 exons. The record is from RefSeq and is a predicted model, not a curated record.